Messenger RNA from Aegilops tauschii subsp. strangulata, 743 nucleotides. RefSeq lists its product as uncharacterized. The record is from RefSeq and is a predicted model, not a curated record. NCBI's taxonomy places the organism in Eukaryota, Viridiplantae, Streptophyta, Magnoliopsida, Poales, Poaceae.
AUCGACCGCAUUGUGGGUUCAGCCAGCGAGCGGCGCAGCAAGCCAAAGCCAACGAUCGCCGCCAAAAUGGAGGAUCACUUCGGCCGGAAGAUAUCCAGGGAGGAGGAGGCGGUGGUGAAGCCGACGAGGAGCUUCCGGUACGAGGACUACAGCACCAGGAGGGUGUUCCUGCGCAGCUACCCCCUGCAGUGGGAAUCGCCGGCGCCCGGCGGCGGCGACGAGAAGCAGGGCGAGGCGGAGGACGACGAGGACCGGUACGACGGCGGCGGCCGCGACAGGCGGUGGAAGCGGCAGGUGGUGGUGGCGGUGGUGGAGUGGGGGGAGGACAAGCUGCUGCUGCUCCGCAGGGUCAAGAAGCGGCUGGCGCUCUACCUCAUCGGCUGCCACUACAGCCGCCCCGCGCUGCCGUACAAGUCCGGCGGCUCAUGCACCACCGCCAUGCUCAAGUCCAUGUGAUCGCUGCCAUGGCGAGCUGGUUCAGCUGCUCGUGUCUGUCCAUGACACGCAGCAGACAGUUGUUAGUCUGCUCGUGCCGUCAGCCUUUCCCUGCUGCUCUGUUUUGUGCGCCUGUAAUACGCUGUAUCUAUGUGUGUCCCUACGUAGAGGUAAUAAUAAGAGUUUGCACGAGUGAUGAAACGCUCAUGUAUAUACAGUAUUUUCUUGUGAAAUUUUUGUCAUAUGAUAGAUGGACAGAUCAUACUGAUUACUGUUCCAGGAACCUUCAAUACAUAGCUUUUUGAGUA